CCUUUCAUUCCACGCUUACUGAGUAACGUUAUCUCAAUCUCACACAGUGCUUACUUACUUGCUUCCUUAGUUCCUUCAGAUUUCUCUAAGCUCGAAAGCGCAACCCGAAACUCCACUAUCCAGCUAAGCCAUGAAGAGAGGCAGAGAAGAUGAUCAGACCCUGGAUUUGGUUAGUUGCUUGAUGCUGUUAUCCAAAGUCGGCCAAAAUGAUUCAUCCCCAAUUAAAAAACAGAAGACCUUGGAUCGUGCCUUUGUUUGCAAGACGUGUAACCGCGAGUUCUCCUCGUUCCAAGCCCUCGGAGGUCACAGAGCGAGUCACAACAAACCAAAACUAAUGGCCGGAAAUGGUGCCUCCGACCUCUUACAGUUAGCACAGUCAUCACCGAGCUCCCCGGCCAAGCCCAAGACCCACGAGUGUCCCAUCUGCGGGCUUGAAUUCGCGAUCGGGCAAGCGCUUGGGGGUCACAUGAGGAGACACAGGGAUGUCAUGACUUCCGCUGCUGCGGAUCGGGUUCGGGCGGCAGCGGUGCCGCUGUUGAAAAAAUCAACUAGUAGUAAAUGGGUGUCAUGCUUGGAUCUGGAUUUGAAUUUGGCACCACCGGGAUAUCAACGUCAUUACGAUUUGACGAAGCUGCAGUUGAUUUCUUGAAGCCGAAUAGUACGUAUAUUGAUUAGUAUAUAGUGUACGUUGUACAUAAUGUAUCCUUAAUCUCCUCCGAUUUGGUUAGAUGAUUUUCUAGUCGGAAUUUUUUGAUUCGAUGUCUGUACGUAUAGAAACAGUGGAGAGGAUUAGAUUUGUUUUUUCCAAUAUUUUUUAUUUGUUAAUUAAUUGAUUUUUUGGUAUAA
This is a messenger RNA of Rosa rugosa (rugosa rose), 846 nucleotides long. RefSeq names its product zinc finger protein ZAT12-like. Gene Ontology annotation, biological process: response to chitin; response to stress. The transcript has a single exon. Lineage: Eukaryota; Viridiplantae; Streptophyta; Magnoliopsida; Rosales; Rosaceae. The record is from RefSeq and is a predicted model, not a curated record. Bases 131 to 649 code for a protein of 172 amino acids.